Messenger RNA from Perognathus longimembris pacificus (Pacific pocket mouse), 932 nucleotides. It is a transcript of the gene Hspb1, whose product is annotated as heat shock protein family B (small) member 1. Bases 198 to 815 code for a protein of 205 amino acids. The transcript is spliced from 3 exons. Gene Ontology annotation, biological process: protein refolding; response to heat. Gene Ontology annotation, molecular function: protein folding chaperone. The record is from RefSeq and is a predicted model, not a curated record. NCBI's taxonomy places the organism in Eukaryota, Metazoa, Chordata, Mammalia, Rodentia, Heteromyidae.
AGGGGCCCCGCCGGUCAUCGCCAUGAAUAGAGACCCGGGCGCCGCCCGCUAAAAAUACCCGGCCGCGGCCCCAUAAAAGCGCGGCCGGGCGGCGGCGGGCUCGUCUGCGCCCCGGCCCCGGCCCCGCGCGCCUCACGUCCUCGUCCGAUCCGUCCGUCCGGCCCCGCGCCUCGUCCCGCACCGCCGCCGCCCGCACCAUGGCCGAGCGCCGCGUGCCCUUCUCCCUGCUGCGCAGCCCCAGCUGGGACCCGUUCCGGGACUGGUACCCCGCGUCCAGCCGCCUCUUCGACCAGGCCUUCGGGUCGCCGCGGCUGCCCGAGGAGUGGGCGCAGUGGCUGGGCACCUGGCCGGGCUACGUGCGCCCGCUGCCCGCCGCCGAGGGCCCCGCGGCCGCCGCGCUGUCCGCCGCCGCCCCGGGCCGCGCGCUCGCCCCGCGGCUGGGCAGCGGCGUCUCCGAGCUGCGGCUCACGGCCGACCGCUGGCGCGUGGCGCUGGACGUCGGCCACUUCGCGCCCGAGGAGCUGACGGUGAAGACCAAGGACGGCCUGGUGGAGAUCACGGGCAAGCACGAGGAGAGACAGGACGAGCACGGCUACAUCUCCCGGUGCUUCACCCGCAAAUACACGCUGCCCCCGGGUGUGGAUCCCACGCUGGUGUCCUCCUCCCUGUCCCCCGAGGGGACGCUCACCGUAGAAGCCCCGCUGCCCAAGCCGGCCACGCAAUCGGCGGAGAUCACCAUCCCGGUCACCUUCGAGGCCCGCGCCCAGCUGGGGGGUCCGGAGGCUGGGAAACCCCAACAAUCUGCAGCCAACUAGAGCAGUGGGGUCCUGCUACCCCGAAGGCGGCCCGCGCUCUCCCUGCUUCUCUUUUGAUACUUGUACUUCUGUUUUCCUCAAAUAAAGUGUGAGGCAGGAGCGUCACAGCCUCCCAGC